AUGGCGGAAUACCCACAUGCAGAUUCCAUCCAGCCGUCCGUGUGCGCAAUCGGUAUCACUGGCGUGAAGAGGCUGCACUCAAACGCCAUGCGGAGCGCUUUCGUCGACAAAGCUCUUCCAGUUCUCAAUUCAGCUCACGAUCGGUUCCCUGUAUUGAGAGCGGUCCAAACAUUUCAUCACGUGCCUUCCCGGGCUAUCGCCUACGUGUUUCUGCAAACCCGGAUGAAUCAACUCUACCUUACCUCCCUCAUUCGUCGAACGCGUUUUCUCCUGCGCUAUCUUCAUCAUACGAAUCGCUUCAUCGCCAACGACCAAUUUUACAUAAUGGGCGGAGUCACGUUCGUAACCUACAUGUUCGCAGCCCAUCGUCGGAAAAGGAUUGCGGACACCAUUCUAGGGUCUCUUUGA
Dicrocoelium dendriticum is the source of this 408-nucleotide messenger RNA. The record is from the annotation of a GenBank genome assembly. NCBI's taxonomy places the organism in Eukaryota, Metazoa, Platyhelminthes, Trematoda, Plagiorchiida, Dicrocoeliidae.